Molecule: messenger RNA, 417 nt
Organism: Lathyrus oleraceus (garden pea)
Lineage: Eukaryota; Viridiplantae; Streptophyta; Magnoliopsida; Fabales; Fabaceae
Exons: 1
Coding region: 1-417 (138 amino acids)
Source: RefSeq, a predicted model, not a curated record
AUGACCAAUGGUGAAGGUGUCACCAUACCAAAAUCGGAAAGUCAAUGGGAUGAUAAUGAUAGGAAGUUGUGGUCACAUGAUUGGAAGGCACAAAGUAUUCUCAUAUCUGUAUUAGGUGUUGAUGAGUAUUAUCGUGUUUCCUAUUGUGAAACUGCCAAAACCAUGUGGGUCGCAUUAGAAGUUGCCCAUGAGGAAACUAAUGAGGUCAAACAAUCUAGAGUUAACACAUUGAAUCGAGAGUUUAAACUCUUUUGUAUGAAGCAUGUUGAAACCAUUGUCGGUAUGAAAAAGAGAUUCACACAUAUUAUUAACCAGUUGAAUGAUCUAGGUAAGCCUAUUUCCAAUAAUAUUGCUACUAAUAAGGUUUUGAGAUAUCUUAAUAGAGAAUGGCAACCCAAGGUCACCGCAAUCAAAUAG